This is a messenger RNA of Kwoniella mangroviensis CBS 8507, 1161 nucleotides long. RefSeq lists its product as uncharacterized. The record is from RefSeq and is a predicted model, not a curated record. The coding region runs from base 1 to 1161 and encodes 386 amino acids. The transcript is spliced from 10 exons. NCBI's taxonomy places the organism in Eukaryota, Fungi, Basidiomycota, Tremellomycetes, Tremellales, Cryptococcaceae.
AUGCCGCACAGAGUGGAGUUCACACCUCAACAGCUCAAUGAUCUGACCAGAGGGGGGAUUGAAAAACAUAUUGGUUUAUAUCUAGGUCCAAUAGUUUUAGGCUUCGCCUUCGAUUCAAUGCUGUUAGGAUGUAUAAUCCAACAACUCAUCUGGAAUGUCAUUUGGACUCCUUCCGAUCGACUAUUCAAUAAGAUCAUCUUAUAUUCCGUUGUAUUACUUUCAGUUGCAACCACAAUAUUCAAUGAUUGUUUCUUUUUUCAUGCUUUUGCUAGUGGAUUUGGGAAUUGGUAUAGGUUGAUUCAAUUAGAUUAUAUUAGAUGGCACCCCAUAUUAGACUGUGUGACCGUUACUCUCGUCCAUAUAUUCUAUCUCGAAAGAGGGUAUCAGCUUCAUGGCAGAUCUAAAUGGGUACCUAUCAUCGUACUACCCUUCCUCCUCGCAGAUAUAGGAGGUGCGAUAGGUGGUACUGUCAUGCUCUUCAAAAUACCCGAUACGUAUGAUCUGAUUACAAUCAAACCAUUCUUCUACACCUGGAUUGGAGGCACUCUAGUAGUGGAUCUGUUGAUCACUUCAAUCAUAUUUCAUAAGCUCAUCAAGUCACGUACCGGUUGGUCAGAUACGGAUUUAAUGAUUAACAAGUUGAUCACCAUUUCGGUCGAAACUCAAUUACCUUCGUUAGUAGUGGCUAUAGCGUUUAUGGUUUCGUAUGGAUUGAAAGCGAACGCAGGAUUGAAUGUAUUUUUCGAACUAUUUCACCCCAAAGUCCACGUCGUGGGUUUGUUGACUGUAUUGAAUUCACGAAACAAGUUGAGAAACCAGCUGAACGGUACUUCCAAUGUUAAGGAAAACAAUUAUAUUGGUAAGGAAGAUAAAGAUAGAUCUUCAAAGUUCAAACCGAAAUCGAAAUCCAAAUCGAAAUCUGGUGAUCAAGAUAUAGAAAACGAUAUAAAUUAUAAUCCUACUCAACUUACUAUCAUCUUUGAAGACGAAUUGAUAGUCCCCCAUCUUGGAACAAGAAUAGAAUCUUCUUCUGGAUCACCUUCCGAUGACAUCACUACUGAUCCCAGAAAGAGUCAAGAUGAAACUGAUACUCCAUCGGUAGAUGGAGGGUCGGACGUGAAAGAUCAAGGAGAUUUUAGCGCAGGAGUGCAACGAGUUUAG